This is a messenger RNA of Penicillium digitatum Pd1, 93 nucleotides long. Lineage: Eukaryota; Fungi; Ascomycota; Eurotiomycetes; Eurotiales; Aspergillaceae. The record is from RefSeq and is a predicted model, not a curated record.
AUGGGGGUAUGCCAUCUCUAUCGCAUCGGAGUCCAGCAGAAACCUCCUUCCAGGAUAAUUCGCCAAGCAAUCCCUAGUUGGAGUUGGAGAUGA